AUGAUCAGACCAUCAUUGGCACCCAACAACAAAAUAACAAUAGUCGAGGACAGGAGUGACAAUACAAUUGGCGCAUUCAGCUCCACAGUGCGAGAGGACAGAAUCAAUGGACAAUUACGUCACUCUCAUUACGGAUUCGAUAUUAAUAUGUUGGAGAAGUUUAGAAAUGGCGGUAUGGCAAUGACCAUCUUUGAAAAGAUGAUUCGUGGCUUCCUAGAGAAAGAUGGAUCAUUAUGCUAUGGCAGCUCACUCAAGACCGCAGCCAAUGUUGUCAAUAGGAAAAUGGAUCAGAUCGGUGUCAGACACUACUGUGACCAACAUCAACAUGCAUGGGCCGUUGACUUUCCUGUGCCACUUGAGGCAGUUCCAAACAACGUCCAAUUGAAGAUAUGGGAGGAAGAGGACAAGGCCUUGACCAAAAAGCGCUGGGAUGACUACUUCAAGGACUGGAACUUUGUCCCAAACAACUUUAAUGAGAUAUUAGAGUACAACAAGAAGUAUUGCUACAAAACAUACAUGGCAAGGUUGGAGAGGGAUGGACAUGUAUCAGAGGCAUCAAUUAGUGUUUGGAAUCAGGAUCUCAUCUUCACUCUAUCCUCUCAAAUGCCAGCCACAAUGCAUAGGGUUCAGUCUCAUCGCCAGAUAUUCUCAUGCUACACCUAUGGAGAUGACAAGGACUUCCUUUUCAACUAUCUUUUGCGAUACGUGCACAACAAGCAAUAUCAAGAGGGUGUAGAAUUCCUAUUCAUUGGUCUCUCUGAGCUGGACCCAAUCAACCGUUACGUACCCUUGCUGAGAGGUAUUCAGUCGCUAACCUUCUCCUUCAUUGUGGGUGCCAAGGCCAAAGAGGACUACGAGAGCCUGUGGUCAGUGGCUUCAAAGGUGCCAGUAUAUAAUGAUCCAAGAGACUAUGGUGUGCUAAUGUUAAUAAAAGAGUUUGUCUCAAGCCUGUAG
This is a messenger RNA of Acytostelium subglobosum LB1, 954 nucleotides long. RefSeq lists its product as hypothetical. NCBI's taxonomy places the organism in Eukaryota, Evosea, Eumycetozoa, Acytosteliales, Acytosteliaceae. The record is from RefSeq and is a predicted model, not a curated record. The coding region runs from base 1 to 954 and encodes 317 amino acids. The transcript has a single exon.